Cucurbita pepo subsp. pepo (vegetable marrow) is the source of this 1824-nucleotide messenger RNA. RefSeq names its product laccase-17. Gene Ontology annotation, cellular component: apoplast. Gene Ontology annotation, molecular function: hydroquinone:oxygen oxidoreductase activity; copper ion binding. The record is from RefSeq and is a predicted model, not a curated record. Lineage: Eukaryota; Viridiplantae; Streptophyta; Magnoliopsida; Cucurbitales; Cucurbitaceae. Gene Ontology annotation, biological process: lignin catabolic process.
UCAGAUUUUUAAUUCAAAAAAAUGGCUUUUGAUUCUCUGAAAGCCACCUUUUGCUUUGCUUUCUCUGUUAGUCUUCUCUGUUUGCUUCCAAGCACGGCCAAUGCAGGAAUCACCAGACACUACAAGUUUCAUAUUCAAUUGCAGAAUGUAACAAGGCUCUGCCAAACAAAGACCGUCGUGACCGUUAACGGGCAGUUUCCCGGGCCUAGAAUCAUUGCUAGAGAAGGCGAUCGUCUCUUAAUCAAAGUCGUCAAUCGUGUCCAAAAUAAUAUAUCCCUACAUUGGCAUGGAGUGCGACAGAUGCGGAGUGGGUGGGCGGACGGGCCAGCGUACGUGACACAAUGCCCAAUCCAAACGGGGCAGAGCUAUGUGUAUAACUUCACAGUAAAUGGGCAAAGAGGGACAUUGUUCUGGCAUGCUCAUAUCUCAUGGCUAAGGUCCACUGUGUAUGGCCCAAUCAUCAUUCUCCCAAGAACCCAUCAGCCUUACCCUUUCCCUCGGCCUCUUAAAGAAGUUCCCAUCAUUUUUGGGGAGUGGUGGAAGGCUGAUACAGAGGCUGUCAUCAACCAAGCCAUGCAAACCGGUGGUGCUCCAAAUAUUUCUGAUGCUUUCACCUUCAAUGGCCUCCCUGGCCCCUCCUAUAACUGCUCUGCUCAAGAUACCUUCAAGCUCAAGGUAAAGCCAGGCAAAUCCUAUUUACUCCGAUUGAUCAAUGCAGCACUCAACGACGAGCUCUUCUUCAGCAUCGCCGACCACACACUCACCGUCGUCGAAGCCGAUGCUGUUUACGUCAAGCCCUUCAAAACCAAUGUCGUUCUCAUCACUCCAGGACAGACCAUGAACGUCCUUCUCCACACCAAAUCCAACGCUCCCAAUGCCACAUUCCUCAUCGCCGCCCGGCCAUACGCCACCGCACCGGCCGCCUUUGACAACACCACUGUCACUGGUCUGCUUGAGUACGAAUCCACAAAAUCUCUUUUAAAGAAGAACAUUAAGCUCCCUCUUCAUAAACCGGUUCUUCCCCGGUUCAAUGACACGAGUUUUUCGAUCAAGUUUAACGGGAAGAUUCGGAGCUUGGCGAAUUCGAAAUUCCCAGCGAAAGUGCCGACGAGGGUUGAUCGGAGAUUCUUUUUCACGGUGGGAUUGGGGUUGUUGCCGUGCCGGAGGAACCGAUCCUGUCAAGGCCCAAAUAACACCAGACUAUCGGCAUCGAUCAAUAAUGUGACGUUCGUGCAGCCAAACACGGCUCUUCUACAAGCCCAUUUUUUUAACAAAUCUAACGGUGUUUACACCACUGAUUUUCCGGCCAAUCCGCCGUUCAAAUUCAAUUACACAGGCUCGCCGCCGAAGAACUCGAUGGUGAGUAGCGGAACGAAGGUGGUGGUGCUACCGUACAACGCCGCCGUGGAACUGGUAAUGCAGGACACGAGUAUCGUGACGGCGGAGAGCCACCCGCUCCAUCUACACGGCUUCAAUUUCUUCGUGGUGGGUCAAGGCAUCGGAAAUUUCGACCCGAACAAAGACCCGGCUAAGUUCAACCUCGCCGACCCGGCGGAGAGGAACACUGUCGGAGUCCCAUCCGGCGGCUGGGUGGCAAUCCGAUUCGUCGCUGAUAAUCCGGGGGCAUGGUUCAUGCACUGCCACUUGGAAGUUCAUACCAGCUGGGGGUUGAAAAUGGCCUGGAUCGUACAGGACGGAAAACGGCCCAACCAGAAGCUCCCGCCGCCACCUUCCGAUCUGCCUAAAUGCUAAAUGUUCGUUUUCAUCGUUAGCUUUGAAGUUCAUCCCUUUGAAUUGAAAGUAGAAGCUUAUUGUUAAUUUGAU